This is a messenger RNA of Oryza sativa Japonica Group (Japanese rice), 2054 nucleotides long. RefSeq names its product vicilin-like seed storage protein At2g28490. The record is from RefSeq and is a predicted model, not a curated record. NCBI's taxonomy places the organism in Eukaryota, Viridiplantae, Streptophyta, Magnoliopsida, Poales, Poaceae.
CCCUCCUCGCUCGUCACGCCCACGGCGCGCACCGAUCGAGCCCUGCACUGCGCGCGGACAAAGAGAUCACGAGAGGCAGAACAUAAUCAGUUUGCUCGAGGAAGAGUGAUUAGCUUGCUAGCUAGGCGUUUAGGACGACAUCGAACGGCUCGAUCGAUGGGUCGUCGUCGCGUGGCGGCAGCGGUGGCGCCGCUGCUGAUGCUGCUGCUGCUGCUCCUCUCGCGGUGCUCGGCGGCGUCGCGGCGCGGCGGGAAGGGUUGGGACUGGGAGGAGGAGCAUGAGGGGGAGUGGCGUCCGGAGGAGGAGGAGGAGGGGGGAAAGGGCGGCGGCGGCGGCGGCGAUCACCCCGGCCCCAAGCCGAGGCCAGCGGAGAGGGGGCUGUUCGUGCUGGACCGGGGGGAGAAGGUGGUGGAGUCGGAGGGAGGGCACGUGCGCGUGGUGCGCGGCCGGCCGUGGCCGCCGGCCGCCGUGCCGGACCCGUGGCAGCGCGGCUGGUCGGCGGCCUCCGGGUGCUGCCGGGAGGGGCUCAUGCACAUCGGCUUCAUCACCAUGGAGCCCAAGACGCUGUUCGUGCCGCAGUACGUCGACUCCAACCUCAUCCUCUUCGUGCAGCUAGGGGAGGUGAAGGUGGGAUGGAUGCACAAGGACGAGCUCGUGGAGAAGAACCUCAAGAUGGGCGACGUCCUCCACAUCGACGCCGGCUCGACGUUCUACAUGGUCAACUCCGGCAAGGGCCAGAGGCUGAAGAUCAUCUGCAGCAUCGACGCCUCCGAUAACAUCGGCUUCGGCCCUUAUCAGGCCUUCUUCCUUGGUGGUGGCGGCGGCGGCGGUUCAAGGCACCCGCAGUCGGUGAUCGCCGGCUUUGACCCCAAGACGCUCGUUAUCGCGUUCAACACCACUUUCGAGGAUUUGGAUCAAACAUUACUGGUGGAUACCGGGCGGGGGCCUAUCAUGUACUACACCACGGAGCCCGUGAUGAGCGGCGGCCAAGGCGGCGUGGGAGUCGGAUACAGCGGAGCACGGCGCGGCGCGGCGGCCGGGCAGUGGAGGCCAGUGGGCAGAGGCGAGGAGGAGGAGGAGGAGGAGGAGGAGUUGGUGGUGGACGAAGCGUCGUCGACGUGGUCGUGGACGAAGCUCGUGGGCCGUCUCCUCGGAGUGGUCGGAGGCGGGGCGCCGUCCAACUCCGUGGCCGCGCAGCCGAAGAAGAAGAAGGACAAGACGGUGCGCGCGCCGGAGCCGUACAACCUCUACGAGCAGGGCACCGGCUUCCGCAACGCCUACGGAUCCAGCGUCGCCGUCGACAAGCACGACUACGAGCCCCUCGGCCACUCCGACAUCGGCGUCUAUCUCGUCAACCUCACCGCCGGAUCGAUGAUGGCGCCGCACGUGAACCCGAGGGCGACGGAGUACGGCGUCGUGCUCAGCGGGACGGGCUGCAUCGAGGUCGUGUUCCCGAACGGGUCGAAGGCGAUGAGCGCGACGGUGCGCGCCGGCGACGUGUUCUACAUCCCGCGCUACUUCCCGUUCUGCCAGGUGGCGUCGCGGGGCGGGCCGUUCGUGUUCUUCGGGUUCACGACGUCGGCGCGGCGGAACCACCCUCAGUUCCUCGUCGGCGGCUCCUCCGUGCUCCGCGCCCUGCUCGGGACGGAGCUCGCCGCCGCGUUCGGCGUCCCGGAGAAGGCGAUGAGGAAGCUGGUGCUGGCGCAGAAUGAGGCGGUGAUCCUGCCGUCCUGGCCGGAGAAGAAGAAGAAGAAGAAGUGGGAGGAGGAGCCCGAGGACGAGAGGUGGGAGGAGAAGAAGAAGGCGGCGAAGCAGAGGAAGCCAUGGGUUAUCGAGCAGGUGCCGGCGAAGUAGUAACUAAGCCCGCGUAAGCUAGCUGCUUAACUCUGAUUAAGCAUGUGAGCUAUCUAUCAAUCCAUGCUUAGGUAUGCAGCUGGUUAACUUUGUUUUGCUGUCCAAACUUUUGUAACCAUGGGCGUGUCUGCUCAACUUAUGUUUGCGCUCUUCGUGUUGCUUCGGCGUCGCGUUAAUAAAUAAAGAUGCUUCUGCUUUUA